This is a messenger RNA of Triplophysa rosa, 1098 nucleotides long. It is a transcript of the gene unc119c, whose product is annotated as unc-119 lipid binding chaperone B homolog 2. Bases 1 to 597 code for a protein of 198 amino acids. Gene Ontology annotation, molecular function: lipid binding. The transcript is spliced from 5 exons. Gene Ontology annotation, biological process: visual perception; nervous system development; lipoprotein transport. NCBI's taxonomy places the organism in Eukaryota, Metazoa, Chordata, Actinopteri, Cypriniformes, Nemacheilidae. Gene Ontology annotation, cellular component: spindle pole; intercellular bridge; centrosome. The record is from RefSeq and is a predicted model, not a curated record.
AUGUGGGUUGGAGCUCCGCCUCUUCCCUCCAUCAACAGCAGACUAGACCAUUUGACCAAUCACAGCAGACUAGACCAUCUGACCAAUCACAGCAGACUACACUAUCUGACCAAUCAGAUCAGACUACGCUGGCGGAAAGGCGGAGAUUACACAGAUGAAUCGCGGAACGAAUCAUUUGAGAGUCAGUCAAGAAAAAUAAAAGAUGUCAUAGAGCUGGAUGCAGGUCGCUUCAUUCAGUAUCAUUUCACUCCUGCUUUUUUAAAUCUGAGAGAGAUCGGAGCUACACUGGAGUUUACAGUUGGCAGUAAAGCAGUAAACAAGUUUCGUCUGAUUGAACGGCAUUACUUUAGGGAUCUACUGCUGAAGACUUUUGACUUUGAGAUCGGUUUUUGUAUUCCACACAGCAGAAACACAUGUGAGCACAUUUACUCUCUACCAGAUCUGGAUUCACACACAGUUGAGGAGAUGAUCACCCACCCCUUCGAGACCCGGUCAGACAGCUUUUACUUUGCCAACAACACGCUGAUCCUGCAUCAUAAAGCAAAGUAUUCUUUCAGCCAGGGCUGGAGCUCGGUGAAAACCAAAGCUAAACACUGAACAGGACAUCAAUCACAUUAGAGCCGCAGAAGACGCAUAACAUCAACAGAUUAGCGCUACAUAUUUGGUCUCACAUGUUCACCUUCCCAGCCAGUCCCUAAACAAUUUAGACUUGCUGUUCUUGAAGGAGGAGCUUGAUCCAGAGACUUUGCCUGUGCUUCGGAAUCCCUGAUUAUGAUUAAGAUAACAAACAUCUUGAGGAUCCAUAACAUGCCUUUAAUGUUUCCCUUUCUCAAUUCUUCUGUUCUGAAGCUCAUAAACAUCCUGUCUAUUUCCAGCACUAAACAAUGCACAUGACCCUUUCCUUUUAUCAGGGGGUCUUAACACUAUGACAACAGAAAAUAUAUUUUUAUCCAUUUCCACUCUGCAUACUUAUCCUGUGUUAUUGUUUUGUGUAUUUUUCAUGCUAUUAUAGAGAUGCUCAUCAAUCUAUAUAUCUGUCAUUAUAUGGAGGUGUUUUAAACGAUGUCCAUGUGAUUAAAAACUAAAGGUUUCAAGUUG